AUGAUUUCAAGAUUUAGUAUUCUUAGUGGCAAUAAAUUUAAAAGGAAUUUAUAUAAUAAGAUUAAAAAUAAUUUCACAUAUCUUAAUACUAACAAUUAUUUUUGUACUCAGAAUUCAGAUGAAAUCGAUGUAACAUUUAUAAGCCAAGACAAUUAUGAAAAAACAAUUAAAGCUAAGAUAGGAGAUAGUAUAUUAAAAGUUGCUCAUGAUAAUAAUAUAAAUAUUGAAGGUGCGUGUGAAGGAUUUUGUGCUUGUUCUACUUGUCACGUAAUAAUUGAUGAAAAAUUUUAUGAUCUCAUACCAGAAGCAUUGGACAACGAAAUAGAUAUGCUAGAACUAGCUCCUUGUAUAACUGAAACUUCAAGAUUAGGUUGCCAAGUAAAACUAAAAAAAGAAUUGAAUGGAAUAAAAAUAAAAUUACCUCCAAUGACAAGAAAUUUUUAUGUAGAUGGCUAUGUUCCUACUCCACAUUAG
Messenger RNA from Plasmodium relictum, 474 nucleotides. Its product is annotated as adrenodoxin-type ferredoxin, putative. The transcript has 5 exons. The record is from RefSeq and is a predicted model, not a curated record. The coding region runs from base 1 to 474 and encodes 157 amino acids. Gene Ontology annotation, cellular component: mitochondrion. Gene Ontology annotation, biological process: P450-containing electron transport chain. Gene Ontology annotation, molecular function: 2 iron, 2 sulfur cluster binding. NCBI's taxonomy places the organism in Eukaryota, Apicomplexa, Aconoidasida, Haemosporida, Plasmodiidae.